UACUCCAGGCCACGGUCUUGCAGUCAUCUCCGCAGCGCCACCUAGCGCACGGCACAGGGAAACACGUGCCGCGAUCCCGGCAUGCCUUUCGCGCCGCAACGACUCGGCUCCUGUCUUCACCGAGGGCGAGAGGCGGUGGCGGACAUGUUGGGAUGGCCCGUUAAAGCGCAGUCCUUGGUUUCUUUGGAAAUUUAACGAAGAGAAAGAAGCUCGGAAUAAAAAGAAAAAAGUGGAACACAAUGGAUGCGGUCAACGCGUUUAACCACGAGCUGUUCUCCCUGAUGGACUCGAAACCUCCAAUCUCCAGGGCUAAGAUGAUCUCCAUUACAAAGUCUGCAAUAAAAGCCAUUAAAUUAUACAAGCAUGUUGUCCAGAUUGUUGAGAAAUUCAUCAAGAAGUGCAAGCCAGAGUAUAAAGUACCAGGACUCUAUGUUGUGGACUCCAUUGUGCGACAGUCACGGCAUCAGUUUGGUGCAGACAAGGAUGUGUUUGGUCCCCGGUUCACCAAGAACAUCACUGGGACGUUUGAGAACCUCUGCUUAUGUCCCACAGAGGAUAGGAGUAAGAUCGUCCGUGUCUUGAACCUGUGGCAAAAGAAUGGUGUGUUUAAGAUUGAGGUGAUCCAGCCUCUGCUGGAUAUGGCUGCUGGAUCCAGCAGCUCAGGCCCAGUUCCAGGUGUGGACAAUGGCCCAGUUGCAUCUCCUUCGUCCCCAGUAAGGGAGGCUGAGAGUCACACAGCUGUGCCAGUUAACUCUGUGCAGGCACCCGUGGCAACGCUGCAGAACUCUGAUGCCUUUGCUGCUGUAGCUCAGCUCUUCCAGUCCUCACAAGGCCAACAGCUCCAGCAGAUGCUCCAGACGUUCCAGCAGCCUGGGAAGCCCCAGUCUCCAGCUCUGGAGAAUAAUAUGUUGACUCAUCUCCAGAUACAAGCCUCUAUUCAACCACCCACAGGUUUGACACAGAGCCACAUACACACCACACAGCCUGCAGAGAAGAAAGCCACAUUCGACAAGAAAAUUCUUGACCGUUUUGAUUAUGAUGAUGAACCAGAAGGAGGGGAAGAGACAAAGAAGGAUGAGGCAUCCACUGUCCAACCUGCCUUUGCCUUUGGAGAGGGUGUCCAAAUCCCUCAGCAGACUUCAGUAGUCUUUUCUCAAGCUCCCAGUCAGAUGCAACAAUUUCAACAGCAGAUGAUGGGCAUGAGCCAAGAACAACAGGUUCCAUCUCCAAAUGGACAAUCUCAGGCUUUCAACCGAAUGCCCCCUCAACCCUACCCAGGGAUGAUUCCACCAGGUGUAGUACCAGCUGGUUUCCCUGGAUCCUUCCCUCCUCAAAACAAUGUCUUUCCUCAACUAAUGGGUGGACAGCAGCAUCAGGAGGUCCCUGGGGAGUUAGACACAAGACAGCACCAAGAUGGCGGGAGAACACGGUCAAGGUCUGGUUCAAGAUCUCCUAAAAGAAGGCGUUCACGGUCAGGGUCCCGUUCCAGACGCUUCCGACAUCGGCGGUCGCGCUCUCGCUCCAGAGAAAGGCGGCGCCACUCGCCUCGCUCUCGCUCUCAGGAGAGAAGGGAACGGGAGAAGGAGCGAGAACGCAGACAGAAAGGCCUACCUCCCAUCAAACCUGACACUUUAAGUGUGUGCAGCACUACACUUUGGGUUGGCCAGCUGGACAAAAGGACACAACAGCAGGACGUGGCAUGUCUCUUAGAGGAGUUUGGCCAGAUAGAGUCCAUAAACAUGAUUCCUCCUCGAGGUUGUGCCUACAUCGUCAUGGUUCAUCGUCAGGAUGCUUUUCGAGCUCUCCAAAAGCUAAGCAGAGGCACUUACAAAGUUAACCAAAAAGCCAUAAAGAUUGCUUGGGCUCUGAACAAAGGAAUUAAGUCAGAGUUUAAGCAGUAUUGGGACGUAGAGCUCGGUGUCAGCUAUGUUCCAUGGUCCAAAGCCAAAAUGGAAGAUCUGGAAGUUUUUAGAGAGGGAGGCAUGCUGGAUACCGAUACCCUCUCCCCAGAAUGGAAAGGGGUGCAGGGUGAACUGGAGACUUCAGAUGACGCACCUCAAAAUGGCAGAGGUGACGUAGGGCAGAUGGAGGAGAGCCCAGCACUUCUCCCUGUGCAGGCUGCUCCGGUCCAGCCGGUAGGACCCUCUGGGCCAGUUGGAGUUCCACCCCCAGGUUUUCCUGCUUCCAUGAAUAUCCCACCACCAUCAUUUCCACCUGGCGUUCCUCCUCCACCUGGACCUUUUAUGAGGCCUGGCUUUAACCCUAUGCAGAUUCCUCCUGGAUUUCUGCCCCCGGGUGGAAUGCCUCUUAUUGGCACUGCCGGACCCCCUCUUCCCACAGCAGGCAUUGGCAUCCCACCAGUUGGCAGCUCAGUUGAGGAUUUGUCUGGUGAUCCGGGAGGCAUGGGCUCCAGGAUCAGUAGGGAUGGUGUUGACAGUUUCAACACUGGUCCAGGUAACCCGGUUCCACCAGUACCUCCACCUGGAAUGAACAUGCAAAAUCCACCAGGGCUUUUGGGUACAAGACCAGGGUCGAUGCCACUUCAGCGCCCUCCAGGCAUGCCCCCACCACCUCACUUGCAGCGCUUCUCGAUGCCUCCCCCAAGGCCCGGGAUGCCUCCCAUGCCACACCAGAUGAUGCCCCCCAGGGGCCCUCCACAGAUGAUGCAUCGUGAGCCCCCUCCGGGGAGUUUUGGCAUGCCUCCACCUCCGUCACACGUCAUCCGAGCCCCUUUCCCACCUCCAGGCCCUCCAUUUAGGGGAGAGAGGAACCGAGAGCAGGAGCGCUUUGGAGGGCGCAGGCAGUUUGGGGGUGAAAGGUCAGAAGGGCGUGAACGUUUUGGGGGCUGGCAUGAAGAGCCGGAGUCAAGGGGAGGCUGGGAGAGAGCGGGGUCACGAAGAGACUGGAGAAGUCCUGAUGGAGAGAGAGAAAGGGAGAGGGAGCCAGGGAGAGAUGAGGAACGGGGGAAACGCAGAGACAGAGAGAGAAGCACUCGCUGGGACAGGGACGAUAGACUCGACAAACUUGAGCCUAACGGACACGAGAUGCUCAGAGACUCAAGCAGCCGUGAAGGCCAUAAAGAUUCUACAAAUGAAAUUCCUCAUGCCAAGGCAGAAGCUCCAGCUCCUUCAAAAGAAGGAAGUGCAGAGAAAGAAAAUCAGAGCCAACCUGCAGAACAAAAACAAGCAGAUGAAUCCUAGGUCCCACUGGGUUGUGGAUGGAACUCAAAACGUUUUUUUUUUUUUUUUCUUUUCUAAUCAGAAGCGUGUUUUGUGUGAUCUUUUGCUAAAAUGUAUAGGAAUACAUAGGACUAGUGGGACCGAUACAAUCGCAUCGCAUGGGCUUAGAUGUGAAGGAAGCGAUCCAUUAUGUAAAGAGGAAAAAAACUAAUAAAAAACAUCAUUCUUACAGUCUAGACCAGGCCAGGCCAGUGCCCUGUGUGCACUGAUUUCAAAUAAUACACAUACUCCAUAUUCAUACCUUGGGAUUCUUGGGCACUACAAACUGAUCAGCAGAACUAGUUCAGAAACAUGCUUCAUUCUUAAACACGCUUCAUUUUUUUAAAGUCCAUGGUUAAAUUCUAACAUCAAUGCCUGGUCUUCCUCCGAAGAUUUCACUGACUUCACCGUCAAGUGUCUGGCUAACAUGGAGAACCGUCCUGUGAUUCAGUGUCCCAAUAUUGAGUUAAAAUCUUGUAGUAAGCCAGUGUUUCAUAUCCCUGUCCUGCACAUUUUGGUGGUUUUCCUGCUUUAACAUGCCCCCCUGUAAAAUUCAUGAAGGGCUUCUUAUGUUAAAUAAUUGAGUCAGGCAUGUUGGGACAAGGGGCCAAGCUAGAGUGGACAGUGCAGGAGCAUCCCCUGAGAAAACUGGUUAGAAAAAGGUUUUUAAACAACAAAAAAAAGAAAAAAGAACUGCUGUAAAUAUGCUUACAUUACUUUAAUAAUAUUUGUAGAUUUGGAGGUUUUUCUGAAGUAUUCUUCUGUCAGUGUCACCGAUGGAAACCUUGACUAAAACACAAAACAAAGCCCCCUUUGCUGUAAUGUUUUUAACCUACAGUGUUUACAUUGUACCAGAGAUGAGAUGUUUGUAUAAUUUUUAAGUUUGUGCAGAUGUGAACUCAUUUAAUAUUUCAGCAAUGGGGAAUCAGUUUUAAUAAACUAUUUUCAUACCAAAAUGAGAAA
Messenger RNA from Silurus meridionalis, 4181 nucleotides. RefSeq names its product SR-related CTD-associated factor 4a (gene scaf4a). The record is from RefSeq and is a predicted model, not a curated record. The coding region runs from base 240 to 3200 and encodes 986 amino acids. Gene Ontology annotation, molecular function: RNA binding; RNA polymerase II C-terminal domain phosphoserine binding. NCBI's taxonomy places the organism in Eukaryota, Metazoa, Chordata, Actinopteri, Siluriformes, Siluridae. Gene Ontology annotation, cellular component: nucleus. The transcript is spliced from 20 exons. Gene Ontology annotation, biological process: negative regulation of termination of RNA polymerase II transcription, poly(A)-coupled.